AUGGCCAAUGCACAAGUACAGGUUGACUUUUUAGAGAAUGGUAGAGGUGGCUAUUACCUACUUCAUGCUGGCUACAAAUUUUCUAUACGGACAAGACGGGAUAACCGUGUUUAUUGGAGAUGUGUUUUACGGCAGUGUCCAGCAACAUUUAUAACCCUGGAUAACAUCCCAGUUGUAUUUGGGCACCAACAUCACAACCAUCCUCCUGAUACUAUUUCACUAGCAGCUGACUCAUUCAUUGUAAAUGUCAAAAAGCGUUGUCGAGAUGAAGUCAAUGCUAUCCCGGCAAUAUUUGAAGAGGAACUUGGCAAUCUCCGUGACAGAGACUAUGAUGAUGAUGUUGAGGACAUGAUAAAAAAAAUACCAACAUUUGAAAGUUGCAAGUCCGCAUUAUACAGGAGUAGAGCUAAAGUGUUGCCAAAAUUGCCACAACGACAGCAAGAUAUACAGCUGGACGACCCGUGGAAGGAAACGUCAGCUGGAGAGAGAUUUUUAUUGUCUGAUGACACAAAUCAACAAGGCCAGCGAAUCAUUAUAUUCGCUACUGAUGACAAUCUAAGAAAACUUUGUCAGGUAACAAUCAUGUACAGUGACGGAACAUUUUAUUCGUGUCCCGGAUUGUUCAGCCAGUUAUACACACUCCACGGUAGCGUCAGUAGAACUAUGUUCCCUCUUGUGUUUGCACUGUUACCAAACAAAGCAGAACAUACUUACAUCAGGUUUUUCACCCUUUUGAGGGAUACUGUGCUUCAAAUGAAUUUGAUGUUGGUACCAGAAGUAGCCAUGUUGGACUUUGAAGUAGCUGCCCGAAACGCGAUAAAUGCUGUGUUCCCACUUACGACAACAGUGAAAGCCUGUUUUUUCCAUUACACGCAAUGCAUCUGGAGAAAGACACAGGGAUGUGGGUUAGCUGCGCGUUACAAACAGGACGAUGAACUGAGAAAGUUGGUAAGAAGAGCUGCUGUCCUACCCUUGGUUCCGACCCGACAAGUGGAAGACGUUUGGUUCAAUGCUCUUGAUGAAAAUGAGGACAACAGCCCAGAGGUUACCCGUUUCAAGGACUAUGUCACAGAAACGUGGGUGGAAGGACAGCAGCUGGACCUGUGGAACCACUAUGACAACACAGGGCCUCGUACAACUAAUCAUGUAGAAGGAUGGCACAGUAAAGUAAACAGGAUGUGCAAGCAUGCACACCCGAACAUUUAUGCGAUUGUGAAGUUGCUCCAGAAAUUACAGGCUGCUGACGAGGUUAGGAUGAUUCAACUGUCUGCUGGAGGAAAAUCACGACCAAGAAAGAAGAAGUAUCGACGUUUGGAUGAGCGCCUUACUCAGCUCAAGGACAGGUUCCAGAACGGACAUAUUAAUGUGAACACGUAUGCUGAUUCAGCAUCCCACUUACUCCAUUUAGACUGAGAUAGUGUAUGAUAUGGUCAACACGUGCAUGUUGAUUCAGCAUCUCAGCAACUGUUUAGCUCAGGUCUUCAAGAUUGACCCAAAAUUUUAGUGCUUUAUAUAUGUCAUAUUUAUAUGUAUUAAUUGUCUUUUAGAGGUACAUGCA
This is a messenger RNA of Mizuhopecten yessoensis (Yesso scallop), 1558 nucleotides long. RefSeq lists its product as uncharacterized. Lineage: Eukaryota; Metazoa; Mollusca; Bivalvia; Pectinida; Pectinidae. The coding region runs from base 1 to 1413 and encodes 470 amino acids. The record is from RefSeq and is a predicted model, not a curated record. The transcript has 2 exons.